This is a messenger RNA of Athene cunicularia (burrowing owl), 2238 nucleotides long. RefSeq names its product polypeptide N-acetylgalactosaminyltransferase 13 (gene GALNT13). NCBI's taxonomy places the organism in Eukaryota, Metazoa, Chordata, Aves, Strigiformes, Strigidae. The coding region runs from base 1 to 1149 and encodes 382 amino acids. The transcript has 9 exons. The record is from RefSeq and is a predicted model, not a curated record. Gene Ontology annotation, cellular component: Golgi apparatus.
AUGGGGAAGGCUGUGCUCAUUCCGAAGGAUGACCAGGAGAAGAUGAAAGAGCUGUUUAAAAUCAACCAAUUUAACCUGAUGGCCAGUGACUUGAUUGCCCUGAACCGAAGUUUGCCCGACGUGCGAUUGGACGGGAAAACUGUUGUCUGCCCCAUCAUUGAUGUGAUCAGCGAUGACACGUUUGAAUACAUGGCUGGCUCUGAUAUGACUUACGGGGGGUUUAACUGGAAACUCAACUUCCGCUGGUAUCCAGUUCCCCAGAGGGAGAUGGACAGGAGGAAAGGAGACAGGACCUUGCCUGUCAGGACCCCUACUAUGGCUGGUGGCCUAUUUUCUAUUGACAGAAACUACUUUGAAGAGAUAGGAACUUACGAUGCAGGAAUGGAUAUCUGGGGUGGCGAGAAUCUUGAAAUGUCUUUUAGGAUUUGGCAGUGCGGCGGCUCGCUCGAGAUUGUCACCUGCUCGCACGUUGGCCACGUGUUCCGAAAGGCAACACCUUACACCUUCCCUGGUGGCACGGGGCAUGUCAUCAACAAGAACAACAGGAGGCUGGCAGAGGUCUGGAUGGAUGAGUUUAAGGAUUUCUUCUAUAUAAUAUCACCAGGUGUGGUUAAGGUGGAUUAUGGCGAUGUAUCUGUCAGAAAAGCGCUAAGAGAGAACCUGAAGUGUAAACCCUUCUCGUGGUACUUGGAAAACAUCUACCCUGACUCCCAGAUUCCGCGGCGCUAUUACUCGCUUGGUGAGAUCAGGAACGUGGAAACGAACCAGUGUUUAGACAACAUGGGCCGCAAGGAGAAUGAAAAAGUGGGCAUUUUCAACUGCCACGGCAUGGGAGGAAAUCAGGUGUUUUCCUACACGGCUGACAAAGAGAUCCGCACGGACGACCUGUGCCUGGACGUCUCGAGGCUGAACGGCCCCGUCACCAUGCUGAAGUGCCACCACAUGAGGGGCAACCAGCUCUGGGAGUACGAUGCCGAGUAUGCUGGGAAAUGGGAAUAUAGCUUUGAGAAGCUCACCCUGAGGCACGUCAACAGCAACCAGUGCCUGGAUGAGCCGUCGGAGGAGGACAAGAUGGUUCCCACCAUGAGGGAGUGCGGUGACGGCCGUUCCCAGCAGUGGCUGCUGCGCAACAUGACCCUGGGUGCUUGAAGUCGGCGCAGACCUGCUGUCUCGGCCAGGAUCUCCUCCUCCUCCUUCUCCUCCUCCUCCAUCUCCUUCUCCCUCUCCUCCUUGCUGAGGCCAGCGGGGCUGAAGCCCUCUCCAAGCCCCAGCUGUCAGAGCAGAGUCACGGCGGGGGGUUUCUGUGAUGUGGCAGCUCUCGGUGUGCCCCUUCGAAACCUGUGACUGUUCCAGAGAACCUCAUCUGAGCCUCUUUAAGUGUCAAAACGCCUGCUGUUACCAACACAAAUAUGCUCAAAAAUGGUUCCAGGGAAACCUCCACGAAGCCUACAUCAAGGAGGUUGGCUUGGAGGGUGUUUUCUGUGUGUCGCACACCACUGCGGAGAAGUGACCCCACAUAAAACGCCUUAUGACACAAACUGGCACUGGGAACCAUCCUGGCAGGCGUCUCCUGAGCUGGAUGCGUUGGUGCUGGUUUUCCUGGCAACGUGGUGGGGAUAUUUGCUGCUCUCCGGGGUCGAAUGGGAGUCGGUGAAGAGCCACGCUGAGCAGCAAAGUCACCAGAGUGAAAGCUUUAUGGUUUGUGCCAGGAAAAAGAAUGGGUUUGGUGUUUGGAAAGGCAGCAAAACUGAGCAGAGACUGCACUCAGAAAUAGAAAUUAAAUGAGGCAAUGGCAAGUGACGUGGGAAUGAUGUUGAGAAGGAGGAGUGACACACGCGGGUAACUCAGACCAGGUUGAGAUCUCCCCUGCGGUGGGAAGAGGAGUGGCUGGGGCUGACACCUGCGGAGCUGCGAGACGGAGGUACCAAAAACUGAGACCACCAGAGACUGAGACUGGGUCUGGACUCGAUCCCUGGCUGCUACCCUUCAGCGUUAGUAGAUACCCGGCACCCUGCAUCAGACAGAGCGGAGCUGCGUCCGCGGAUCCCCUGCGCACAGAGGGUGGAACUGCAUCGAGUUCUGCCUCCAGAUGUUCUUGCUUCGGUAGAGAUGACAGAUGCUUAUUUAUAUUUUUAAUAAUUUUGUGGCUUAAUCAUUUUGUUAGCGUGGUUCUUACAACUCUGCUGAUGGCACGCAGCCGUGGCUGGGGCGUCGCGGGAACUGAUGCCGUGGAGGGGG